Messenger RNA from Trichomycterus rosablanca, 1277 nucleotides. RefSeq names its product N-acetyltransferase 14 (GCN5-related, putative) (gene nat14). NCBI's taxonomy places the organism in Eukaryota, Metazoa, Chordata, Actinopteri, Siluriformes, Trichomycteridae. Bases 125 to 979 code for a protein of 284 amino acids. The record is from RefSeq and is a predicted model, not a curated record. Gene Ontology annotation, molecular function: N-acetyltransferase activity. The transcript is spliced from 3 exons.
UGCAGCUGUAGCGGCUCGUAUAUCUGCUCUGUGAUCAUGUAUCGUCUUUAUACACGUUUGGAAAUCGUUGGAGUUUUAUUUUGAAGGUUUUCUGUCUGGAAUGCUGUAAAGAGUGAAGGGCAAGAUGGUGCGGUUGGAUUUAGGAAAUGUGGUUCUUCGGCGGAUGACAGAGGAGGACAUAGAGGCUGUAAAGGCGCUCAUUAAAGCAGGGUGUGAAGGGAUGGAGAAUCGGAUCAUCCUGCAUCUACUUACAAGGCCGCUGGUGUUGCUUCUUCUUGCCACUCUCUCCUCUGUGUUCCGCUUUGUGGUCCAUUCAUUCAUAGUGGCCCUGUUUAUCCCAGUCUUCCUUCUCAUUGUGUACCUUAAGCUGACUAUCCCUCGCUCUAUGGGCAUCUUGGGCUCCAGCAGACCCUAUUGGGACUACAUGGGCAGCAGCUACUGUGCCAGUUCUGAGCCAGACCUGCUGAAUCCACACGGCACUAAAGCCAAGCUUGUCACUGGCCAGGAAAAGGCCAAGCGGCGCAAGAAAGCCAAAGGCAAGGAGGCCGGGAAAGAGAAAUUGGAGGAGCGGGAGAAAGUGGACAAGGAUGAUUUAAAGGAGCGGGCUCGGGUGGCAGGGGAGGUGUGGGUUGCAGAGACUGAUGAUGAAGUGCUUGGGUGCGUAGCCCGAGAUGGCUGGAGCAGGGAUGAUACGUACCGCAUUUGCAGGCUGGUGGUACAGAGCUGGUAUCGAAGAGAGGGUCUUGGCAGGUUGCUGGUCCAGAGCUUGGAGGCUAGAGCCAGGCAGAAAGGAGUGUGCAGGGUCUAUGCCCAUGUGCCCUUUCCAUCCAAAGUGGGUGAGGUCUUCUUCAGGAAACUGGGCUAUAGACUGCAAGGAGAGUCUGAUGGGCUGGAGGGUGGGGAGGAGGAGGAUUACGAAGAGCCACAGAAAGGCUGGCUUGGCUUUCCAGUGACAAAAGUAUUUGUUAAAGACCUGUGAGUCUUUAUUAUUAUUAGAGCAGUGUGUGUAAAUGUUUAACAUUGAUUAAAAUCCUACAUUGAGUUAAACUACAAUAGCUUUUUUAAUUAAUUGCAUUAUAUUUAUUUACAGCCUUAAUUUAUUGGGUGUUGUUUUUCUUUGUUUGGAAUUUAAUUACAUUAUUAAUUUAUCAAUCUAUUUGUUAGGUGUUUUUUUUUUAUUUUCAAUUUAUCGCAAUGUCAGAUGUCAGUUCAGACUCCAGUCCAUUUUAUACUUGUUUUAUGUGCACCAAAAUACAAAAUAAAAUACAAAAUGCAUG